Brenthis ino (lesser marbled fritillary) is the source of this 855-nucleotide messenger RNA. Lineage: Eukaryota; Metazoa; Arthropoda; Insecta; Lepidoptera; Nymphalidae. The record is from the annotation of a GenBank genome assembly.
AUGGAAACCGAAGCUUUUAAUACGGAAUUAUUAAUUGAUGAAAUAGAGAAACGUCCGGCGAUAUGGGACAUGACAAGUAGCGAUUAUUCAGAUAAGAAUUUGAGAAGACGGGCUUGGGAAGAACUCGUCCUCAUAUUUUGUGAAGGACAUGACAAUGAAGAAAAGAAGAAAAUAUUAUCGUCAUCCCUGCAAAAAAAGUGGAAGAGUUUACGGGAUAAUUAUAUGAGAGAGGUGAAGAAAAUGAAGACUGUCAAAUCUGGAUCAGGAGCUUCCAAAACUUCGACAUAUAUUCAUUAUAAUAGACUACGAUUUCUACAGGCAUCAAUUGCCAACAAAGAUACAGAAAGUAGUUUCGAUGCAGAUAAUGCAUCAACUUCGUCAGAGGUUGCUGAAGUAGAAAUAAGUUCUGGCUUUAAGAAGCAGAGUUUAGCACAGAAAAAUGUGUCGCAUCCAAAAGAAGAUGACGAUGAAGACAAGCUGUUUUGGUUGUCACUCGUUAAAGAGAUUAAAAAAAUUCCGGAAUAUAGGCGACUUCAAACUAAAAUUGCCAUUUAUAAUUUAAUUUUGCAAAACCAAAAUGAAUUUCAAGGACCACAACAACAGACAUAUGAAAAUCAAAAUUACCCGGUACCACAACGAAGAAAUUAUUUAUCACAAGAGCAGCGUCAUCAGUCAUCAGCUUCUGUUAAAGGCUUUCGUUAUCAUGAUUAUAGAUCACAGCAGUCUAGUGUGUCAAAUAAUUUUGCACAUUAUGGUUAUACUACAACAAUGGGGUCUCCAUCGCCAGUCACACCUACUACAUCGCCAGCACCAACUAAUGUCAGCAAUGAAUCAGAGUUAGAGUUAUUCUGCGAG